UUAGAAAACAAAAGUGUACUAUAUACGAAAUUAUGUGUAAAAUGUGAAAAAAAAAUUUUUUAAACAUUAAAUAAAGUAGAUUUGACAUAAAUUUUGCUUUUAGAACAAAUAUUGUUUCAUACAGAAUUAUUUGAAUUUGGGUAUGAAUGCAUUAAAUUUUAAGUCGGAUAGAUUUGUGGUGAAAUAAAUUAUACUCGUUGAUAAAAGUUUACACAAUUUCGUCGUCAAAAUUGAUACGUGCCCUCGUCGGACCAAUUUGUGGUUAUAUUACGCGUAUUUUAGAUAAAAUGCUUGUACCCUCUCAGGCCAUGGAUCAAGUAAACGGUUCCGCAGAUGCUAAUACAUCAACAGUAGAGAAAAUGUUUCGUUUGGAAGAUCUACCAAUGCUUUGUCAAACUCAUUGUAGAAUUAAAGACCGACAGAAAGUGGAGCUUAUAAUUAACGAAUUCAUAUAUGGUGGUCCAAACCGCUUGCAACUUGUGUCCGAUUUCGAUUUUACAAUAACAAAACAACGUACCAAUGAUGGUACACCAGUUUUGUCCAGUUUUGGCAUAUUUAAUGCCUGCAAGUCGUUGCCGGCAAAUUUCAUUGAAGAGUCCAAACGGUUGUAUAAAAAAUAUCGCCCUAUCGAAAUCGAUCCACAUUUGCCGACAGAUGAAAAAAUUAAGCACAUGAUUGACUGGUGGUCCAAAUCCAGCGAUUUACUCAUUGGUGUGCCAUUUGACGCGGAAGAGAUCGAUCAUGUUGCUGUGAAAUUUAAAGACUCUUUGCGUGACCAUUCACAUGAACUAUUUGCAACACUUAAUCGACUCGAUAUACCCGUAUUGGUGUUUUCAGCAGGCCUUGGCGACUCAGUUGUGUCAGUUUUAAAACAAGCGAAUAUUUUAUAUCCAAAUGUUAAAGUUGUGUCAAAUUUCCUGCAAUAUAGCGCAAAUGGUUUAUUGGAUGGUCUUUCCCAGCCAAUGAUACACACUUUUAAUAAAAACGAAACUGCCUUACAAGACAGUGAAUAUUAUGAUUUAGUACAUAGUCGUGACCACAUCAUUGUUAUGGGUGAUUCUCUAGGGGACUCAGAAAUGGCAGCCGGUGUUCCUGCUUCAUCACAUAUUAUUAAAAUCGGAUUUCUGUUUGAUCAUGUUGAAGACAAUUUGGAAAAAUACAUGAAUGUAUUCGAUAUUGUUUUGGUAGAUGAUCAGACAAUGGAUGUGCCCCGAGCGUUGCUAACGCUUAUUGAGGAACAACAUAAAUUUGAUGUAAAAAAAGAGAAUAACUAAAAUAAAGGAAGUAAUUUCUUUUACAGUUAUUUUUUAACUGCCAAUUGACGCUUGUGGAAAUCGACGAUCUACGCUUACAAGUAUAUAAAGCAUAAAUGUUUUGUUAAUUAAAGAUUAUUUAGUGUAUAACGGACUUAAUCUUUUUUGGAAAUAAACUUGUUAUUCUAGCA
Messenger RNA from Teleopsis dalmanni, 1444 nucleotides. It is a transcript of the gene cN-IIIB, whose product is annotated as 7-methylguanosine phosphate-specific 5'-nucleotidase. Gene Ontology annotation, cellular component: cytoplasm. The record is from RefSeq and is a predicted model, not a curated record. The transcript is spliced from 3 exons. Gene Ontology annotation, molecular function: magnesium ion binding; 5'-nucleotidase activity. Bases 288 to 1274 code for a protein of 328 amino acids. Lineage: Eukaryota; Metazoa; Arthropoda; Insecta; Diptera; Diopsidae.